Cannabis sativa is the source of this 1440-nucleotide messenger RNA. RefSeq lists its product as uncharacterized. The record is from RefSeq and is a predicted model, not a curated record. The transcript has 5 exons. NCBI's taxonomy places the organism in Eukaryota, Viridiplantae, Streptophyta, Magnoliopsida, Rosales, Cannabaceae. Bases 287 to 994 code for a protein of 235 amino acids.
UGUGAACACACCCAAUUGGAGUAGAAUUGAACUUUCUUUAAUAUGAAAUAUAAAUAAAUUGGGUUAGGAGUGACACCACACUAAUAAGUAAUUUCAAUAUUAAUUUAGUCAAGUAGUGGGUUUUUUUUUUUUCCUACUCUUAUUAUUGGUUGUCGUUUUAUUUAUGGUAUUAAUAUUAUCUUCUCCAAAUGAUGUCGUUUUGUAUUCCUAAACCUUUGAUCUGAACCCCAAUCCACUGUGGUAUUAGACAGAGCACACAGAAUCUGAUUGCGCGCGUUCAUUUCUUAUGCUGUCUCUCGCAAAGCGACUCCAAACCCUUCCUCAAUGCCUCGGGGCCGCCACACAUCACCUCCGGUGGUUCCGGAACGAUGCUGCCGGUCCACCCAGGCGCCGUCGCAAGACCCCGGCACUUGCUCGUAAGAGGGCGGAAGACAACUCUGAGUGGUGGAUUGUCGACGGAGAAGUUCACGAGAUCGGCGAAAAUGUACCUCUACGCGAGCGUUUCGUCCUUCCUAGGGAUAAUAUUCCUAAUAAGCGUCGGAAGCAGCUCAGGGAACAGUUCAUGCGCCGGACUCGCCUCGUUAUCAAAGAAUCGGAGCAUGAGCCUUGGUGCAAAAGGUAUUUGGAGCUGUAUCAAGAGCUUAGAGAAAAUUGGGAGAGGCUUUACUGGGAUGAGGGAUACACUAAGAAACACGGUGAAGAUCAUGCAAAUUACGAGUCUGCUGAAGAUGAUGAUGACGAUUUUUCUCCAUAUAGGAAUAGGUCAUCCAAUCCUGAGCGACUAAAGGAACGGAGUUUUGUUGUAAACAAGCAAGAUGAUACCUGGGAAAAGGUCAACCUAGUAAGGGAUAAAUUUGAGUAUGACAGGGAGAGAAGAAUGAGAGACAAAGCAUUUGCACCGAUGCACGGAGAAGCUACAUCCGACUCUCAUAAUUCAAAUCGUAAUCAGCCUUUUGAUGCUCAAAGAUACUUUCCCCAGGAUGAAAGAAAGUAAAUCUAGACGUACCAAAGCUAUGCACAUGUGAAUUUCAUUAUAGAAGGAAUCUUGCUGAUGCCGGAGUCCAUCUACUUUUCUGCUAACCCGGCAAAUGUUUUUGAAGUGUUACUAUUUCUGGCAGCAGUGACCUUGUGUUGCUCCAACUCAAUGUCAAAUUAGUUUGGUUGUUUUGCUAAGCUUCUGGAGUGAUAGUAUUCCUCUACAUCAACCAUCCCAUCCACAAAAAGAAAAUUAGUCUGAUACCAAAAACUAUAGUUGUAUACCAUCAAAUAUCAUUAUUUCCUCUUGUUUAUUAAAAACUUAUUUCUAGUGUUUUUGCUAUGUAUGGAUGUUUCACUGAAUUCUACCAAACUAGUUGGUUUUUGGGUCAAUCCAUCCACUGCCCAAAUUGGAUUAAAAUGUAGAAAGAAACUGCAAAAUUUUAUAGGAUGUGGUUCUCUAAA